CGCACGCUGACGGAGCUUCCUGUUUGCGGCGCAGAGGAGCUGCCGCAGUUGCCGUUGUCCGGCGCUGCUGGCGGGAGGGAGGCGGCAGCGCUCCGGGGGCACCACGCCGGACUUGAAAGGCUCGGCUGUUGUUAAGACAACUACUGAAACAUGGUGGAUUAUUAUGAAGUUCUCGGAGUGCAAAAGCAUGCCUCAGCAGAGGAUAUUAAAAAAGCGUACCGUAAAUUGGCACUAAAAUGGCACCCUGAUAAAAAUCCAGACAAUAAAGAAGAGGCAGAACGGCAAUUUAAACAAGUAGCAGAGGCCUAUGAAGUUUUGUCAGAUGCUAGAAAACGUGAGAUCUAUGACAGAUAUGGAAAAGAAGGCUUAAUAAAUGGAGGCGGAGGUGGAAAUCAUCGUGAUAAUCCAUUUGAAUUUGGAUUUACAUUCCGUAACCCAGAAGAUGUGUUCAGGGAGUUUUUUGGUGGAAGGGACCCCUUUUCGUUUGACUUCUUUGAAGACCCUUUUGAGGACUUCUUUGGUGUCAGGCGGGGUCCAAGAGGAAGCAGAAGCAGAGGUGGUGGAUCAUUUUUCUCUGCCUUUGGUGGAUUCCCUACUUUUGGAAGUGGCUUUUCUUCAUUUGACACAGGUUUUACUUCAUUUGGUUCACUGGGACAUGGAGGCCUUACUUCGUUCUCCUCUACGUCAUUUGGUGGCAGUGGGCUGGGUAACUUCAAAUCGGUAUCAACCUCAACUAAAAUAGUUAAUGGCAGAAAAAUUACUACAAAGAGGGCUUUAAAAUGGCUGUGGUUUUUGUUCUACAGAAUUGUUGAGAAUGGACAAGAGAGAGUAGAAGUUGAAGAAGAUGGCCAGUUAAGGUCGCUAACAAUAAAUGGUGAGGCAGAUGAAGAAGCUUUUGCUGAGGAGUGCAGACGGAGAGGACAACAUGCCCUACCUUUCCAGCCGACCAACCCUCGCCUGCUGAAGUCUCACAAGCCUGCCAGUUCCCCCAGAUAUGCCUAUCAUUAUAAUAGCGAUGAGGUGGAAGAACAAGAUAGAAGCCGGGUUACAAGCAGCUUGGAGACCCCUUUUUAUUUAUCAGGCAGUGCACAAAGAGAUAAAAAAGCAAUUCCAAUGCCAAAGCUCAAAGUCUACCUGCCCAUCCUUCAGCCACCACCCUAUCUUGGCUAAAUCUGACAGUGUCUUAAGCCUGGAGCCUCCUCAGGUUCUCCUUGGAGAUUUCCUUACACAUCACUACAUGUUCUGCAUUCAGAGACAUACAACCACCAAGUCCAUGCAGCAACCCGUGUUCCUGCUGGUAGUCACCAGUGGGGUGCUCUGUGCCCAUUUUCACUUUCAGCCUACCCUGAAAAGGCCCAUGUGCCUAAAGAUGGUCUCAAUUUACGCUCAGCAGAUGAAACCUUCUGCUAGAAUGAAGUAGUUGUAGGUUCACGUCCCUCAGCUACCUGAAGGCUUCACAACAUUACCGUCUGCCCACAAAGCUCUUCUCUUAAGUGGAAAAUAACUGGGUAUCUUUAACAGCUGUUCAAGGACUUCAUAUAGUGUGAGAAAACGUCAGCACAAGUCACCAGUGCCAGACCUGGUGAGCAAGACUCCUACAGCCCAUGAGUGCUGUGAGCACCAUGUAAUGGGCCCCAUAGGUAUGCAGCAGUAACCUUGUUUCCAAGAUGUCGUAUUUUGUAAAAAAUGGUAGACUUGACCUUAACAUCUACCAUCAGUAGAGUCCUCUCCAUAGGAGAGCUUCAUAUGGAAGUGGGUGUUCUUAGCCCUUUCCCCUACAACACUUCGAGAUGUCAGUUAUCUUGAUGCCAUUCCCGAAGGUGUGUGACUUGAAACAGUCAUCUUUUUAGGUAUUAGAGUGCCGAAGUUCCGCUUUUAAAUCUAAUUCUAACUCACUCUAUUUAAAAUACAUAAUUUAUUCUGAAGCCAAGAUAUCAAUCCAGGUGAAUUUACAUCACCCUUUUCUAACCUCAAGACUUCUAAUACAAUUGCCUUAGUAUGUGAAUAUUAUGUUAUCAAAUAGAAUUCAAGGAUGCUGUUUACCUACAUAUAGCUGUUUCAAGGCUAGCUGUAGUAAAGAAUUGCUCAGUAUAUAGUUAAAAUGGAUUCCAUAUCUUUACAAGUUUAUACAUUUAGCUUCAGUCAUUUUUUUAUGACUGGCACUAAUGAUAAGCUUUCAAAAUAAAUAUAUGUGUAUUGUUCUAUAUUGUUAGUAAAGUGACCAUAAUUCCUACUCUGCCUCAUUUUCCUGUUUUAAUAAUUCUUCUAACCGGGAUUUUGUAGACCAGUACUGCCUUCCUUGAAUUAUUUUAGAAGAAUAAUUCUGAUGCCAGGGAAAUAUUUUACUGGUGUCUCCCUCACCCCCUGAAAAAUCCAUUCAUAUUUUAAAAACUUAAAAUCCAGAAAUUUGCCAGUUCCCAACUGUCAUUUGCUCCUUAUAGCCUAGUUUUGGAGCAUUGCCAGAAGCUCUCAUCAGUGUGCUCGUGAUGUAUACAUGACUCUUUCAGCAUAACGUAUGGCUGUGGACAAGAAAUAGGCACAUGAAAAUAACGGCUGCUGAUUUCGCUAUCAGUAUGCUCUUUGACCUUGACCUCUGGCUGGAAACCACUAUAUUAUUAAUUCAAGUCUCAUGUUGUCUCUUCUCUUUACUUGUAAUACAUGUUCUGUGUAGGCUUUAUUACUAAGUACGUGUUACAGAUUUCACAAACAGAGAAUAAAAUCACAGUGUUAGCAUGACACCCCCAAAUACCAAUCUGUCUGCUAGGUUUCUCAUAGCAGCUCUUUGCAUGGUCUCAGCACCUUCUUACUGACCCAGCACAGGAGCAGCACUAAUAUUAGAAAGCGCUAAACUCUGUUAGUGUAGAAUAAUUUUAUUUAAAACCACUAGUCGAGAUCCCAAUUGAAUUUAUUUGCCAAAACAUGAGCCCUUGGUGUAGCACAGAUGCCAUUUUUGUGUGUGCAUGUGAAAGCAUAGAUUCUUGCUUAGAAAGAUUUAUCUGAUAUUAAUGACAGAGCUGCAUUUAGAUGGUAUGAAUCAGUACGUGCCAUGCUUGAACAUUCAUUAAACCUGAUGAAUUAAAUAACCCUCCUGGGCCAGAGAGAGAUGUUGCUGUUAUAGUUUAUGAUAUAUCAUAUAUCACGUCUGUUUGCUAUUGUUCUACCCAUGUUAUUUUAUGUGUAAAAGGGAUAACAUCAGCAGAAGUAAGUCCUGCUUAUUUUGGAAGAAACAGAUGCUCCGCAAGCAAGACAGUGCAAAAUGCCUGGAAAUUGGGAAAUCUGCUGGAAGUCUCUCAGAUAGGCUUAGGAAGUGCUGGAAGACUUUUCUAUAUGGAGAAAAAGUCUGAAGAAUAUUAUUAUGGAGUAGUUGUUAUACUGGGGGUUGUUGUUUUUUGUUUUUUUUUCCAGUAAACCAACUUGUAUUCUGAUUUUAAUUCCUUUUGUUUUGAGUGCUCUCCCUUUGGAAUUGUUGCCAUGCAAGCUACUUUUCUGCUCCUUGGGUCUCUUAGGUUGGAGUCUGGUACCCGAUGAUACUGAUACGUGUCUCUCCUGUUCCCAGAGAGCACUGGGCUGGGGCCCAGAUCUGCAUUUCAGUGGCUCUCUAAACCUUUUAAGGCUUGGGCAAAGGUAAAUCCUCCUGAAAUUGCAGGCCAGACAUUGUUCGCUCUGAGUUAUCUAUAUAAGCUCAUUUUUUUUUUAUUAUUAUUAACUGGUAGCACAGUUCCUCCAGUUCUCAGGUUUACACUUUUGGUGGGUCAUGUAUGUGUUGGCUGGCUGAGAGCAGCUCCAAUCAGCCUGAGCCAAUUCCUGAUGGAGUUGGUGGGUUCUGAGCCAGGCCAGCUGCCCUUGGCUGUGAACUGUAAAAUAAAUAUUUCUCUUAAACACAGAGCAUCUUGACUAUUCCAAGAAUGUCUCAAAAGCCAAUCUAGGCUAUGUCAGCUCUUCUUCAUAUGCAAUAGGGAAAAACCCUUUCAGAACUGAGGCAUGGGAAGUAUGUAAUGCUGAGAUGUGUCAUUGUCUAAACUUUGGGCAGGGUGGGAUGUUAGGGAAGGUUUCCAGGGAACCAGAAAAACUUUCACAAACUUAUUGGCUGACAUCCAUGGCAAAUGUCAUUCCAGAUAUGGCAGAGAAUUAAGCAGCUCUAUAGCAAAGUAAAACCACAUCCAAAAAUAAAGAUCACAACACUUAUAUUUUAAUGUUAAACGCUAAAUGUUCAAGUGCUGUAAAAGUCAGUGAGACUGGGGAAGAGGCUUACUGUCCCUGAUACUAUUUAAAUGAAAAAUGUUCUGUGAUUCUUGUUAAAAACAAGUAUUUAGACGCAUUUAAGUGUGCGUAUUGUUUCUUGCUUUAGGAGGAACUAAUCUUAAGACAUACGAUGUGCUUUAUAACUAAACUGUGGCUAAGAUUUCUCCCACCUGUCCAGUAAUGGGUCAUGCUGUGAUGAGAACAUCAUGUCUAUUUUAAAUCUAAUACACAGCUAAACAAAAUAAAAAGCUACCUUUCAAAGAAGUCCACCUAGGACUA
Molecule: messenger RNA, 4521 nt
Organism: Strigops habroptila (Kakapo)
Lineage: Eukaryota; Metazoa; Chordata; Aves; Psittaciformes; Psittacidae
Gene: DNAJB6
Product: DnaJ heat shock protein family (Hsp40) member B6
Exons: 10
Coding region: 151-1170 (339 amino acids)
Biological process (GO): positive regulation of proteasomal ubiquitin-dependent protein catabolic process; protein refolding
Cellular component (GO): endoplasmic reticulum membrane; cytosol
Molecular function (GO): Hsp70 protein binding; ATPase activator activity
Source: RefSeq, a predicted model, not a curated record